Messenger RNA from Rhodotorula toruloides NP11, 672 nucleotides. RefSeq lists its product as uncharacterized. NCBI's taxonomy places the organism in Eukaryota, Fungi, Basidiomycota, Microbotryomycetes, Sporidiobolales, Sporidiobolaceae. The transcript is spliced from 9 exons. The record is from RefSeq and is a predicted model, not a curated record. The coding region runs from base 1 to 672 and encodes 223 amino acids.
AUGUGUCAAGGGCCGCCGCUCGUCAAGGCUCCCGCUCGUCAGCAACACAACUUCAGGCUUGAUUUCCUCGCCUCAAGAGAUCCGCCUGCGUCUCGAUUGCCCCCUCGCCCCUCAACUCUUCUAUCCCGCAACUCACGCACUCGUCUGCGGCCGCACCCCCCGGGUCACGCCCGCGAGUCGCUCACACCUAGCAUUCGAUCCGCAUCAAUGCUCCGAUCUGAUGCCAUGGGACGAGGGACUGACGAGGUCGGCAUCGACGCACCCAGGUUUCGACUCGAAUCGACUCGUCUCGGAUUCGGCGUCGCCAAGCCUGUCGAGGCCUCGCUCGUCUCGCUCAACUCGGUCACGAGCUCGCAAGCGCGCCUCUUUUCCCGCAAGACUCGGAAAGUUUCCGGCAUCGAUAUCUUCAUGUUGAACAUUAUUCAUUUGGCUGACAAGGGCGACAUCGACGUACCCAAACUCGACCCGUUCACUCGCAGAGAGAGGUGCGUCGGUCUUUCGCUCGAGCUGCCCAACUUCUACCGCCGCGCGCAGCAAAUCGCAAGGAUCACGGACGAGACGAGCAAGGAGAUGAUCAAGAAGCCGGAAGACCUACUACAAGAAGUACCGGCUUCAAUCCGCUUUUUCUCGUCGGGCGCACGAUCCGCUUCCACUCGCGAAGGCAAGAGGUGA